UAUGAAUACCAUUGCUGUGACUUUCCCAUCAAAUUGCCUGUCGAUUCCGACUCUCUGCGCAAGCGAGAGAAUUACUUUCGAGUCGGAUAGCGGUCGAACUCGAAUGUCGUGUCACGCAAGGCUGUAGAGACCGCAAAGAAUCGACGGUUUGUGUGUUGGUGCAUGUGGGAGCAUGACGUCUAGGCCACCAGUUUCGAAUGGAUGUGCGGUUUAUCAUUCCUCAUUAGAAGACAGCAGGUCACCAGCAGACAGUGAAGGCAGUGAUGACCAGUUCUUCGACAUGCUAGCGCAGUUACAGGACGACCGACUGGAUGAUCAGAGGUGUGGACUGCCAGACAAGAGCGAAGGUGAACGCAGCGGGGAGCAGACAAGUGUGCCGAUGGUGAUUCUGCCAGAGAAGGGAUAUUGGUGUGAUGGGUGGACGGACGGUCAGUUGACUGAUGUGGACAGUAAGAGGAGAGUGGCUGAUCUGAGGAAUUCGGAUUGGGAGAUCAAGAGGGAAGGAGCUCCUAUGUAUUACAGAAUGCAUUUCAUGAAUAAGGAUCAUGAAAACUACUAUUGUGAAGAUGAAAAGCUAGGACCUGUACUUAUGUCACUGCGAUGCGAACUAAGUAGCAAUCAAUUAGGAAACACUACAGAAAGCUGGGAAGAAUACAGAGUAAUCGUACGGACGUCGUUCGAGACAAAGUGCCAGAUUCUGUCGUCGGCAAAAUUUGCUUCAUCAGAUCCGAGAGCCGAAGAGAUUGCUAAGAUGGUGUUAGAGCAACCCAGCAUUUCGAGAAUGCAUCCUGCAACAUCAGAACAGGCACCUGACAUUAUUGCUCAGUUUGAUGAACACGGAAUGCAAUCAAAGCACAAGUUUGGCAUUGUAUUUCAACGUGUCGGGCAAACGACAGAAGAGGAGAUGUUUGGUAAUGAGAACCAUGGAGCCGCAAUGGAAGAAUUUCUCGACUUGCUGGGUGAACAAGUACAACUGCAAGGAUUCAGAGGAUAUGCAGGUGGAUUGGAUAUAAAGAAUGGUACCACAGGAGACAUGUCUGUUUACACAACCUUCCAAGAUCGAGAAAUUAUGUUUCAUGUGUCGACUCUGUUGCCGUUUAAAGAGAAAGGCGACAAUCAACAACUGGAGAGGAAACGACAUAUUGGCAAUGAUAUUGUUGCUAUCGUCUUUCAAAAUGAUGAAACUCCAUUUAUUGCUGGCUCGAUCACAUCACAGUUUCUUCAGGCGGUCGUCAUUGUCCAGGUAGUGGAACCUGUUAGCGACUUCACGAGAUACAAGCUCUCUGUUGUGGCAAAGGAUGGAGUGUCAAACUUUGGUCCAACCAUACCUGAAACUAGUGUCUUUAGAAAGGAUGAACACUUUCGUUCUUGGUUGUUGACAAAAAUGGUGAAUGCUGAAACUGCAGCAAAAGAGACACCCCAGUUUACAAAACUUCAACUCAGAACUAGAACAACACUCCUCCAGAAUUUAGUAGCCAAACUUAAAGAGAUUGAGGAGAGCGACGAAGAUAUUGGAGAAUACGGACGUCUGGUGUCUAAAGUUGGAUCAUCACCAUCUCUUGGUUCUAAGAAACAACGCCACUCGAUAGACACAGGUGUACUUAGUCACAGUCGGAGUGUGUCUUUGUUUGCUGCAACUGAAAGUCAUGACCUUGUUAUGAGACGACAGAGAAGUGGUGACUCGCCAUUGAGACCACAUGUAUAUAAACCGUUGUAUGCAGAUCCGGGACAGGAGAGUGUAGAUGACGAUGUUUCUCAAUUGAAACGAGAACAGAGCAAGAUAAGACGACAGCACUUGCUGAAUCGUGUUCAACACUCGCUGCACAGCUACCAAAAGUACGACUCGUCUACACUUCCUGCCGGAAUGAAGUUACAUUCCCAAUCGAGUUCGUUGUGGAAAAAAAGCGUUUCAAGCUCACAACUGCCUAGCAGUGACAAUUCGUCGACGGAAGACUCUCCUAUCGGGUCACUGUCUUCUGUCGGAAUUCAGCCGGUUGCUAUGGACAGUUCUGGAUUUGUUAUGCAUUCGGCUGAAUCGGGAAUGAGCAGAGGCAAGAGACAUAGUUAUGCAGAGGGAAAGUAUGGUACUACGUCAUCUGCUUCUAGUUUGGGCAUGUCGAAUCAUAGUCCGUUGUCAGAGUCGGAAGAAGAUAAUCUAUUAAGAAUGAUCGAAGCUCUUCAACGAGAAGUGGACAAACUGCGAGAGGAAAGACUUCGACUGUUGCGAGAGACAGUGACCCUCAAACGUGAGAAUACCGACUUGAAGAAGCGCGAUCUCGAGCGGGAUAAGGAACUGCGAGCAGCGUACGACGAGCUCAGUCAGUUGCGGUCGGAAAUGGCAAGCCUACGAGGCGAGGCUACAUCCGACGGGCGCGACGCACAUGCCAGCAGCAGCAGCAACGCACUAUGGGCUCGGUCUCAGCGCUCGAAAUCGGCCGACCCUCUCAUCAGUCGCUAUCAGCCGGCCGCCGGCUCACGUGAUCCACACCGGUUUGACGCGUUACUUGGCAGAGGAGGCACGCGAAGUGGCGGCAGCAAUUCGAGUGGGUUAAAACGUAUCUCCCUGUCGGAUCUGGAAGGAGAGACGACAUACUUGUGACCGUCAAACUGUACGCUUUGGUCGACUAUAUGAGUGUAUACGUAGGGAGAAAAAAACGGGUUAUGAGGGUAUACGUUACUGUAGGUAAGAUAUCCGAUUUUUGUACACGAACUCCGAAGUAAUUGAGAUUCAGGUAUCUAA
Corticium candelabrum is the source of this 2740-nucleotide messenger RNA. Its product is annotated as rap1 GTPase-activating protein 1-like. Bases 173 to 2599 code for a protein of 808 amino acids. Gene Ontology annotation, biological process: activation of GTPase activity; regulation of small GTPase mediated signal transduction. Gene Ontology annotation, molecular function: GTPase activator activity; protein binding. Gene Ontology annotation, cellular component: cytoplasm. NCBI's taxonomy places the organism in Eukaryota, Metazoa, Porifera, Homoscleromorpha, Homosclerophorida, Plakinidae. The record is from RefSeq and is a predicted model, not a curated record. The transcript is spliced from 21 exons.